Candidozyma duobushaemuli is the source of this 1314-nucleotide messenger RNA. RefSeq names its product Rch1p (gene RCH1). Lineage: Eukaryota; Fungi; Ascomycota; Pichiomycetes; Serinales; Metschnikowiaceae. The record is from RefSeq and is a predicted model, not a curated record. Bases 1 to 1314 code for a protein of 437 amino acids. Gene Ontology annotation, cellular component: plasma membrane. The transcript has a single exon.
AUGCUGUAUCAGGAAUUCAAGAAGACAAAGACCUACAAGUGGACCACGAAGGUGCUCGGUUUCCUACUAGAUCAGUGGUUCUUCGUGCUUUUGGGUGUUUUCGUUGUAUUGGCAUACUUCUUUCCAGAAUUUGCCAAGCAGGGGGGUACUGUCAAGGCCCAAUACUCCAUCGGCUAUGGUGCAGUGGCAGUGAUUUUCUUGAUUUCAGGUCUUUCCAUGACCACCAAGGACUUGUUCUCAAAUAUCAUGCAUUGGAGAGCUCACUUUACCGUGCUUUCAUCGUCCUUCCUCAUCACCUCGGCGAUUAUUUACGGUAUCUCUUGUGGUAUCAAAGCUUCUGGUGAUAGCGCAAUCGACGACUGGUUACUCGUGGGUAUGAUUGUCACUCAUGCCUGUCCAACCACAGUUUCAUCCAACGUCGUCAUGACCAAGGCAGCGGAUGGAAAUCAUGUUUUAACCACUUGCGAGGUGUUCAUAGGUAACGUUUUGGGUGCAUUCAUUACCCCGGCUUUGGUCCAAAUGUACAUGACAGGAACAUGGGAUUUCGGUAACCCAAAGUACCAGGAACAGCAACAGUCUAUUCAAGCACUUUACGCUAGUGUGAUGAAACAGAUUGGUCUCUCGGUGUUCGUUCCUCUCUUCGUUGGGCAAGUUGUUCAGAAUAUUUGGCCCAAACAGGUCAAGUGGACUCUCACAACAUUUUAUCUUAACAAGGUUGGUUCCUUCAUGUUGCUUUUAAUUAUGUUCCAAUCCUUCUCGACAGCCUUUGCCCAGGACGCCUUUGAGUCUGUUUCCCACGCCUCGAUCAUCUUUUUGGUUUUCUUCAACAUCGGCAUCUACUUGUUCUUCACGGUGUUGGUCUUCUUCUACCUGCGGCCGUACUUUAUCGUCAAGUAUUACGACCACGAACCAACCGAGCAGGACUCGAAGACGUACACCUGGGGCUACAAGUUAUUUAGACCAUUUUACUACAAUCGUCGUGACACAGUUUCAGUGAUGCUCUGUGGACCCGCCAAAACCGCCGCUUUGGGUGUUUCGUUGGUCUCCUCGCAAUAUGGUGCUCACAAUCCCAAGUUGGGUGUGUUGUUGGUACCAUUGGUGCUUUACCAAGCUGAGCAGGUUCUCACGGCACAGAUUUUGGUCAACUUCAUGAAGAAGUGGGUUCAUGCUUUGGACAAGCCUGCUGAGGAUGAGGAGGCUGGUCCGUCUGAGGAUGCUGAACCCGACGGAGUUAAGGCCAGUGAUACUGACACUCAGUACGGCAGCAUUUCGGAGCAUGGACAGGCGACUCCUCAAGAGCAGGAAGCUCGAUAA